Molecule: messenger RNA, 1684 nt
Organism: Scheffersomyces coipomensis
Lineage: Eukaryota; Fungi; Ascomycota; Pichiomycetes; Serinales; Debaryomycetaceae
Exons: 1
Coding region: 154-1644 (496 amino acids)
Cellular component (GO): cytosol
Source: RefSeq, a predicted model, not a curated record
GAUGAAUAAAACUUGUUAUUGAUAUUGAUAUAAUUUUUGUAGAACUUUCUGUUUUUGUGGUAGCGUUUAUUUUUUUGAGAUAUCAAAAUGGGAUUUGAAAAAAUAAACGAUCUAAAAGUAUAACAAAGAUUAUUAAUAACAUCAAACGAACUGAUGCAUUCAGAUACCAUACUUCAAGGUUUAGAUAACCUAGGUCAAAUACUAUCAGAUAAACAUGAGAUCCAAUCAAAUCAUGAAUCAGAAUUUCAAUUCAUUUUGGAAUUAAUGGAUUUUUCAACCCAAGAUUCAUAUCAAGACGAUGAUCAUCGCAUUUGGAAUAACUUACAAACCAUCAUCAACCAAUGUCAAUAUCAGAAUAAUAUCAUAUGGGUACGACUCUAUCGAGGUGUUCUUGUCCUAAUUCGAAAUGUGAUUCGAUUUGAAACAAGUGACGAUGAGUUGGUUCUGUUUGUCUUAACUAAUUUGAUCAAUUUCAUUACUAAUAUCUCAUCUGAUAAUCCAUUUUAUGAUAAAACCAUAACGAUUUAUUUCCAAAUAUUGGCAAAUAUACAAGAUCCUAUACUAUCAAAGGGAUCUAUUUUAUCUAUUAAUAAUGGGGUAUUAUCACAUUUAGUCUUGGAGAAAGAUUAUAUCCAUCCAUUAACUCAUUUCCUAUAUAAUUCAUUCACCUCAAAGGAAGAUAACAUUACAUCGGAUGGAACUUAUCAUAAUGAACAAAUAUAUGAAUUAUUACAAAUCAAUUAUGAUUCAAAUCACAUUAUGAACUUUUUCAAAACUCAUUUUCAAGAUGAUAUUAAUCCCCUUAUAACAAAUCAAAGCCAUCAUCAUGAACAAAUUGAAUUUUCUCAAUUCCAACAUAAUUUCAUCACGUUAUUAACUGAAAUCAUCACCCAUGAAAGUUUUGGAAAUUGGUUAUUGGAUGAUGAUUUACUUUCCCAGGAGAAUCUAGCGUCAUUCUCUCAAUGGUUGAAAAUUGGCCAAUUGUUAAUAACGUCAAAAGAUAAUUGGAAUAAUUAUGAAUUAAUCGCUAUUGUGUCAUGGAUUAUAAAAGUGUUUGAAAGAUUUAGUCAAGUUUGCAUAGAUACAAUCACCAAUAAUAAUGAUCUGGAAUCAGAUAAUAAAGAAUUGAAUGAAUUGAUUUUAAUCAUUUGUCUUGAUAUUAUCAGUGAUUUAGGUAAAUUCAAUCAAGUCACUAAAAUGUUAAUUCAUUAUGAUAUCUUAACUUCAUUAAUUCCCUUAUUCAGAGCUGUCCAUGAUAAUAUCAAACCGAUUACAUUGAAAACUCGGGCCAGAUUUGAAGAUCUUGAUAAUAAAGAGACCACCUUCCCUCAAGUAAAAUCAUUAAUUAUAGAAAUCAUAUCAUAUUUAACCUUUGAGAAUUUUGAAAUUCAAGAAAAAGUUCGUCAUUUACAUGGAUUAGAAUUAGUGUUAUCGAAUUGUAUUAUCGAUGAUAAUAAUCCCUUCAUAAAGGAAAGAGCAAUUAUUUGUCUUAAAUAUUUAUUAUCUCAAAAUGCUCAAAAUCAAAAAUUUGUAGCUGAUUUAGAAGCUAAGGGAACUAAUGAAGUUAAUGAAGAGAUUAUUGAUAAAGCAGGAUAUGAAGUUGAGAUCGUUGAUGGUAAAGUACAAUUGAAGCAGAAGUCGUAGAUCACACUACAAAAUUAUGAUUCUAAUUAAUAAUCUUUUU